AUGAUGGAAUAUGCUUUAACAAUUAAGGAUUUGAUUGAUGCUAAAGAUGAGCGCAAGAAUGAACAGAAGUGGAUGAAUGCAAAACUGGCUGAUCUUGAGGACAGAUCCAGGCUCAAUGGCAUCAUAAUCAGGAGAAUAUCUGAAACAGUGCAGCAAUCAGAUUUACGUAGACACAGUGAAAACUGCAUGAAAUGUCCUGAUGAAGAAUGGCCAAAUGAGAAGAAGGAUCGAUGUGUUCCAAGAGUGGUGGAAUUUCUCUCCUACACUGAUGAUCCCAUUGUUGGAGUAUUCUCAGCUGUCUCCAUCCUCUGUUGUCUUCUGACUGGUUUAAUAUUGGGGAUAUUUAUACAUUACCAGGACACCCCCAUUGUUAAAGCCAAUAACCGGGACCUGAGCUUUCUUCUCCUGGUCUCCAUCAUGCUGAGCUUCCUCUGUGUCUUCUUGUUCCUCGACCAUCCAGUAGAUGUGACCUGCAUGCUGCGUGUCACCUCUUUUGGUGUCAUCUUCUCAGUUGCCGUCUCUUCUCUACUUGCCAAAAGUAUCAUGGAUCGGGACACUCACUCUUAUCAGGGGAAGAUCAUCAUUCAGUGUAAUGAGGGUUCAGUUAUCGGCUUCUACUCUGUCCUGGGAUAUAUGGGGCUUCUGGCAGCUCUUCAAAUCAGACAGCUAAACUUCCGCCUUGACAUUGAAGAGUACAAGAGCAUCUUGGUGAUGAUCUUUGCUGUUGAUGAAAUAAACAAGGACCCCGAUUUUCUACCCAACGUUACUCUGGGUUAUCAUAUAUUUGAUACUUGUGGACACCCAAAGAGAACCUUGGGAUGUGUCCUGAAGAUAUUGUCUGGAAAAACCAAGGAGGCUCCUAAUUAUUCCUGUAGGAGACACGGGGAAGUGGCUGGUUUUAUUGGUGACUCCAGUCUACAUUCAAGUCAAGCCAUGGCCCAGCUACUUAGUCUGUAUCGGUACACACAGGUUGGUGAUUGGCAACUCGUUUUUAAUUUACAGAUUAUUUAUCAAGUCACUGACCCUCUCCUGAGUGACAGAAAAUUGUAUCCAACUUUAUACAGGAUGACAUCAAAUAAUCGUGUUUUUUAUGCUGCCAUCAUAAACUGUUUGCUGCACUUCGGAUGGAAUUGGGUUGGGUUGGUGGCACCAAUCGAUGGCAGUGGUGACCAGGAGAUAGAAGAACUGAGUAAGAUGAUGAGCCAGCAUGGGAUCUGUAUUGAGUAUACAAUAUUAUUUGCUGAUCACCUGGAUAAUACGAUAGAGAUAAUGAAAAAUAUUCAGAAAUCAUCAGCUAAGGUUGUAAUCGUAAUUGGCCAUUUAUCAAAUUUCUUUUUUUUAUUUGAUAAACUGCAGAUUAUUAAGGAAAACAUUACUUUAGUUCUCCAUGAGUCCUGGAAUAAUAUAAGAUAUGGAUUAGAGUUCUACUUUUCAGCAAUAAACUGCAGCUUAAUUUUUCUAUGGCCCCAGAAAUUAAUCCCGGGGGUGAAUGCUUUCAUUAAUGGAGUCACUUCAUUUACCCGUCCAACUGACCCCAUACAGGAAGAGCUCUUGUUUUACGUAUUUAACUGUCUAACGAAGAACCCCACCAAAAAUGGGUUUUUAGAAAGCUUCCAGAAUGUUGCCGCAGUAAACUGCACAGAAGAACUCAAUAUUUGGUCUACCCUUUUCGGAAUACAGGACAGGAAACCUUCCCUUGCCUACACAUCGGUGUAUGUUCUGAGUAACGCCCUGCAUAGCUUGAUGGAAGUUAAGUCUGAGGCCUUGAUGAGAGGAGGGACAGGCAUAGUAGCUGUAGCGACUCCAGUGUUUAAGAUGGAGAGCUCAGAAGGUUCAGGGUCGCUCUUCCAGAACUACAGCGAUAGCUGUCUUCCAGGACUGCGCCAUUUUAUGAAAAACAUUCAUUACACCGACCCAACCGGAGAAGAAAUCUUCUUUACCAAUGAGGGAGAAGUCCAAUCCUGGUUGACUUUAGCCAACUGGAUCAUUCAUAAAACAGGAGAAAGUUAUGAAUCUGCUUUCCAACCGCUGGCCAGCUUUGAUGACGGUAAAGGCGUAGAUGAAAUAUUUAACAUUAACCCAGAAGACAUCGCCUGGAAGGGCGGCAGAAUGCCGAUAUCCCGAUGUAAUGACCGAUGUCCUCCUGGAUACAGAAAAGCUCCCAAGGGGAGUGUCCAUGUCUGCUGCUAUGACUGUGUCCCAUGUUCCGAGGGGGCGGUAUCCAAUGAAACAGAUAGUGACGGCUGUUUUCAAUGUCCUGAUGAAGAGUGGCCUGAUGGCAAAAAAAUUAAAUGUUUACCCAAAACCUUCGAUUUUCUGUCCUAUGAAAAUGAUGCGAUGGCUCUGACAUUUUUAUUGACAUCCUUAACAUUCUCAGCCGUGACAUUAUUUGUAUUAGGAAACUUUAUUUAUUACCGGGACACUCCAAUUGUGAAGGCCAAUAACCGGACGGUGAGCUUCAUCCUCCUGACCGCCAUCUUGCUGAGCUUCCUCUGCGUCUUCUUCUUCCUUGGACGUCCUGUGGAUAUAACCUGCAUGCUGAGACAAAUGUCCUUUGGGAUCUUCUUCUCCAUUGCUGUGGCUUGUGUUCUGGCCAAGACUAUCAUUGUGUACAUUGCUUUCAAGGCCACCAAACCCGGCAGUACAUGGAAAAAAUUGGUCACUGUUGAAGUAUCUAAUUCUUUGGUCCUGACCUGCUCUUCUGUCCAAGUUCUGAUCUGUGUUGUUUGGUUGUCCAUCUCUCCACCAUUUCAGGAGUAUGACAUGGACUCCUAUCCUGGGAAGAUCCUCGUUCAGUGUAAUGAAGGGUCAGUUAUCGGCUUCUACUCUAUGUUGGGUUAUAUGGGGUUUCUGGCAGCUGUGAGUUUUCUUCUGGCUUUCAUGGUGAGGACAUUACCGGACAGUUUUAAUGAGGCCAAGUACAUCACCUUCAGCAUGCUGGUGUUCUGCAGUGUCUGGAUUGCCAUGAUCCCGGCCUAUCUGAGCACCAGAGGGAAAUACAUGGUGGCUGUGGAGAUAUUCGCCAUACUGACCUCCAGUGCUGGAAUAUUAGGAUGUAUAUUUUUCCCAAAAUGUUAUAUUAUCAUUUUCAAACCUGAGCUGAACACCAGGAGAAAAACACCCCACAGAAAAUAA
This is a messenger RNA of Rana temporaria (common frog), 3135 nucleotides long. RefSeq names its product vomeronasal type-2 receptor 26-like. The record is from RefSeq and is a predicted model, not a curated record. Gene Ontology annotation, biological process: G protein-coupled receptor signaling pathway. The transcript is spliced from 10 exons. Gene Ontology annotation, cellular component: membrane. Bases 1 to 3135 code for a protein of 1044 amino acids. NCBI's taxonomy places the organism in Eukaryota, Metazoa, Chordata, Amphibia, Anura, Ranidae. Gene Ontology annotation, molecular function: G protein-coupled receptor activity.